Molecule: messenger RNA, 1698 nt
Organism: Lasiosphaeria miniovina
Lineage: Eukaryota; Fungi; Ascomycota; Sordariomycetes; Sordariales; Lasiosphaeriaceae
Exons: 2
Coding region: 1-1698 (565 amino acids)
Source: RefSeq, a predicted model, not a curated record
AUGUCGCUGCAGGCUGCAUACAAGCGGUUCCUCACCACGCCAAGCUCGUCGGCGCUGGCGUCAAACGCGUCGCUACACUACAUCACCACCACGACGAGCUUUUCGGGAGCGGCCGAAAUCAUCAAGCACGUAUCCACCUCGCAGAAACAGAUCAAGAAGAAGAAGGAGAAUGUCCUCUUUGCCAUUGAGGACACGCAUGCCGUUGCCGUUGAGGUCGACACCACCCUAGAGUUUGUCUCUGGGGGCGGUGCCUACCUGCCCGGCCUCGACGACAACUUCGUCGCAGAUCGCACCGUCUAUCUCAUUGUUACGCACAUUGUGACGUUUGACGGCCAGGGCAACAUUACCCAGAUCCGUCAGAGCUGGGACCAAGCGUCACUUCUCAAGCAGCUCGAUAUUAUUGGCAAAACAGGGCGCAAUUGGCCGAUUCGUGACAGCACAGACCAAAUCAGCCUCAUCACGAGAUGUAUCAAGACUAACGGCGUCGAUGCCGUGGCCGAACCUGCGCAAGCGUCCGCGCCCGCUCCACAGGAACCCAUUGCCCGCUCUCGGGGUAACUCCGCCCACAUCCUCCGCGACCCCCAUACAACCUUGGGCCUUGGGCCGCGUGACGGCGAUAAUGACCUGCCAACUGUAGUCUCCCCCUACGCCGGCACUCGGCCUCAUCAACGUUCGUUUGCAGACGUUAUGGGUACUGGGCCCAACAACGAGCCCGAGUCACCUAGCAGAGGCCGCCAGCGCUCCGACUCGCCUAGCAAGGCGAUUGCACCCAAGAUUGGGGCCGGGAAGAACUACCAGUCUGCGCGUCUCUUCCAUGCCAAUGAGGAAGCGCCUGUCGAGAAACCCCAAGAGGAGCAACCAUCGCCCGAUCGUCUUCUUCGUCCGAAUCCCAGGAAGUAUCAGCAUUUCGACUUUGCCGACGGCUCCGAUCCGCAAGAUGCGCCCAAGACUGGCGUCGACUUUGCUGAGCUGCCCAAGACGAAGGACACCAAGAACUGGUCAUUUGACGAUUUCGUGACACCGCAGAAGCCCACAAAUACCCGCACAAUGCACCAGGGCCGAAACGUCCGUCAUUGGGGCCCCGAAAGCGAUGUGGUUGAGGAAUCUCCAGAGAGGAAGGCUACCCAGGUUCAGGGACGCCGGGACGCCGAGGCUCACUUUGAGCUUGUCGAUGACGGAGAAGCGACUGAGCCACGCCUCAUCGGUCGCCCCCGUGGUGCCGGCCGCAACGCUGGCCUUGGCCUGUACGAGGGGAAUAAACUGACUCUUGAGGACGGCAGUGUGCCAACGCCAGGCCCGCCCCCUCUUGGUAACAUCACCAACCUAGGAGGCCGCCACAAGGACUUUGACCCACAUUUCAACAUGACGGACGAGUCACCCACCGGUGGCGACGACAAGGCUGAGGACGGGCCCAAGAUCGGCGAUGAUCGCAAGAAGGCAGUGCGCAUGAUGGAGAGCAACUGGUCAAACUACGACGUUUCCCCCGCCUCGCAAAAGGAGAACAACAACCCCACCAAUGUCAGAAGGACUGGCGACGACCGCGGCAUUUCCAUUGCCGGAGACGGCAUGGGUGGCAAGAAAGGCAACGGGCGCUACUGGGCUGUGGGUGACGAAGAAGAUGAGGGACUCGGCCCGCGAAAUGUUCCCGGAAAGCAGCAGCAGCACAAGCCAACCACCAGCACCCUAUGGGACUUUUAG